AUGGGCAACGGACACUCUUCCUCCAAAAAAGACCCCCGGAAGGAUUCCAGAAAGGACUCCCGGCGCGAGCCCAGGCGGGAUUCCAAGAAGGACUCGAGGAAGUCCUCUUCUAGGAGAGACCACAAAAAGGACUCCAAGGGCACAUCUUCUCGACAUGAAUCCUCCUCCCAUCGCUCCCAUCGCCAUCGUCAUUCUCAUUCUCAUGCCCGCUCCCAUUCCCACUCCCGUUCCCACCACACUCACGGAGCCUCUCAUCACAACAACAACCACCGCAACACCAUCCACAUGGGCAACGAACACGAUGGCUCACAGCAGCGUGCCCACCAGCGGAUGGAUUUUAUUCUCCAGCUGUUCCAGGACCACUCCCUCGUCCCCCAGAUCCACCCCCUGUGGGAAAGCAUGACCGAGGACGCAAGGAGUGCGACCCUGAGACUUCGGGACCGGGGCUCGGCCGUCACUGCGACGGAAAGGGAUGACCUCGUCCGAAUGCUUUACGUCGGGGCUCCUGACGCCCCCGAGACCAUGGGCUACGGCUACGACGUUGAGGAGGACAGGCUCUACAGCCGGGACGCCUCGCCCGUCGUCAACGCCCUCGGCAUCAUGAACAACGAGCCCCCCAGCGAGCAAGGCUCUGCGCGCCGCCAUUCGACAAUCGGCCACUCCAGUGUUCCAUCUACCGACGUCGGAUCCUCUCAACGAAGCCGGGGCCGAUCGCUUUCUCCUCUUAUCCCCCAGGCUGCUGCAUUCCCUCCACCUGGCCCUGCCCUUGAGCGUGCUCCUCCUCUCCAGCAGGCGGCUUCGACGGACCACCAUCACGACCGCGGACACCGCUCUCACUCACGAUCUCAUGCUGGGCCCUCGUCCGAGGGUGAUCGCCACCAUCGCCACCACUCACACUCACACUCACACUCUCGCUCUCAUGCUCGCGAGUCCUCGCGUGAGAGGGCCAGGAGGCGCCCGCACCCUCACAAGAAGUCGUCGUCGUCUCGCAGGAAGUAA
Molecule: messenger RNA, 999 nt
Organism: Trichoderma citrinoviride
Lineage: Eukaryota; Fungi; Ascomycota; Sordariomycetes; Hypocreales; Hypocreaceae
Exons: 1
Coding region: 1-999 (332 amino acids)
Source: RefSeq, a predicted model, not a curated record